Molecule: messenger RNA, 737 nt
Organism: Owenia fusiformis
Lineage: Eukaryota; Metazoa; Annelida; Polychaeta; Sabellida; Oweniidae
Source: the annotation of a GenBank genome assembly
UACCUGUCGCAUUUCAUACAGACGUGCUGCGUAACACCGACAAAAUGAAACAAUUUGUGAUCAUUCUCGCAUGUGUUGCUUUCAUUGCGGCUCAGACAUGCAGCAAACAAGACGUUGAUGAUCUUUCCGAAGAAGUUGCUAAACUAAAAGCAGUACUUUAUAAUGCGUUUAAAGUGCUUGAAAUACACACUCCAAAUAACAAUAAGUACCGCCACAAACCUAUCGAUGUGCGUGGAAAAUCGUUCUUUGCAUUCUCUGUGAAAGCCUGCAAUGAUGCCCACCUAGAACUUCAGCUGACCCCUGGUAACACACGAACUAAUAACUAUGAGAUUAUGAUCCAUGGUUACAAAUAUAAUCCAAAAUCUGGAAUACGUGACAACCUGGGAACUAUGUACGCUUAUGAAUCGGCCAAGGUUUUGGUCAAUGGAAAGCGCCUGAGCUGUGAUGAGAUGAGGCCAUUUUGGGUAAGUUGGGCUGGUGGAAACAUUGAAGUAGGAACGGGGAACGUAUAUGGAUGUGGAAUAUUCAUGUCGUGGAAAGAUCCAGCACCACAUGCAGUAAAUGCCAUUAACGUUAUGACAGGAUGGGGUGCUGAGGGAGACUGGAUUGUCCUAGCAUAAUGAAAAUGGCUGCAGAAUACCGCAGUAUAUCAUGUAUAAAAGGAACUAAAGGGCCCACGUGGAAAUAUCAAUUGUAAUAAUUAGUUAUGCAAAUUACAUAAAUGAAUAAAUCGGUAC